AUGAGUAUCGAUUCAGACCAGAUCAACUACUUGAUCUAUCGCUACCUCAUUGAAUCUGGCUUCCAGCAUAGCUCUUUCACAUUUGCCCAAGAAAGUGGCAUUACCAAAAGCACUGUCACUGCCAACAAGCUUCCCCCGGGUGCCCUCAUUGCUCACCUGCAAAAAGCCCUCAACUAUGUGCAGGCUGAGGUGAACCUGACCGAGGAUGGUCGGCCCGCUGAUCUUGAAGACCUCGAGACCAUUGAAGCGCUCAAUCUCAUUGAAGCAUGCCAGCCCGAGGUUUGCCAGCAGCGCCGCCAGCAGCUCAUGGAGCGGCUACGCGAACAAAAUAAGCCCGGUGCCGAUGUAAAGCUUGGGGUUCCAGUCAUCCGCGCGUGGUCCCGCCACACUCAACGGCAAAAACUCAUGAUGUUUGCUCCUCAAUCUAUCGACCUGAUCUCAGAACCAGCUGACGAGGCCGCAGAACCCAUGGAGGUGCCAACUGAUAGCGUUACCACAUUUCGCGGCCAUGAGCAAAUUGUAUUUACUUGUGUCUGGCACCCGACAGAACCCUUGCUGGCGUCGGGCUCCAAUGACGCCACCGUACGCAUCUGGAAUCUGAAGGAACCCAAGAGCAUGCCCCUCAUUCUACGCCAUCUGGCACCACCGGGUGAAGAAGUGCCGAUGGACGUCACAUCCGUACAAUGGUCUCCUGCUGGCGAGCUUCUUGCCUCGGGCUGCUUUGAUGGUUCGGCGCGCAUCUGGACCAAACAGGGCGAGCUGCAGUGCAGGCUUCGCGCACAUACCGGGCCCCUCUUCUGCCUGCGCUGGAGCCCCUCGGGCAAGCAGCUGCUCACAUGCAGCGUGGAUCAGUCUGCCAUCGUCUGGGACGUGGCCAGUGGUACCACCCGCCGGGUCUUCACCUUUCACCACGGCCCCUGCGUGGGUGUGGCUUGGAAGUCGGAGGAAGUUUUUGCCUCUUGCUCGAUCGAUGGGUCGGUCAUUGUCUGCCACGUGACCGAGAACGAACCCUUGCAUCGCUUCACCGGCCAUACCGACGAGGUUAACGUGGUCAGCUGGCAUGCAGCCGGCCAACUUUUGGCCUCGUGCUCUGACGACAACACGGCUCGAAUCUGGAGUCUUGAAGCAGCAGCAUGCCAACAUGUUUUGCGACACGAUGACAAGUUGUACACGCUUGCCUGGGCUAGACCCUUUGGUAGCCGCUUGGUAGUGGCCCAGAUAUCUAAACCCAUAUCCUUUCCCCUGCUUUGCUCAGCCUCCUUUGAUCGGACCAUCAAAGUGUGGGACGGCCGCAAGGGGUCGUGCAUCUUUUCGCUAGUCGGACAUACCAGUCCUGUUUACUCGGUGUGCUUUAGCCAUGAUUGCCGUUACGUCGCCUCUGGCUCUUUUGAUCAUCGUGUUAUCAUCUGGUCGCUCGAGAAUGGGCAACCAGUUGCCACGCGCAAGCAACAAGAGGGCAUCUACGAAGUAGGUUGGGACGCCAAGGAUGAGCACGUUUCUCUUUGCACCUCUGGCGGUAUCGUGGCCGUCAUUCAAGCCCCAAGAUGAAAGCCAAAGACUGCAAAGGGUCUUCUUUAUUCGUGCGCGACUUGAAACGAGACAAGCCCGAUGAGACGGGAGGUGAGGCAAGGGGUUUGCUUUGGCAUGCGGUUUUUACCUUUCAUAUCCCAGCGGGUUUGGUGCUUGCUGCUGAGCGGCCCGUUGGGGCUGUGUUUUGUCUGAUUUGCUGUUUAUCUGUCCUUCUUGAAUUCUUUCCAUGUGUGUUUUCCUUGAUUUGCCUGGUGAGUUUGCUCUUGUGUGAGCCUCUAUUUCGUGCUGGCGCUCGGGGCGGCUGGCUGUAGCCCAAUCUUGUAUAGGGGCUGCGGCCCUUCUUGUGAAGGCACCGGCUUGCUCUUGUCCCGUUUGCUUCUGAUCCAGCAUCUUGCCAGUUUUGGCCAGGUGUUGCCAUGGCCUGGUUGCGCAUUGCCUUUAUGCAUAUUCGGCGGCACAGAUAGAUGGCAACCAGGGGAGGUUCAAAAUAAUUGACACAGAAUGAA
Molecule: messenger RNA, 2036 nt
Organism: Monosiga brevicollis MX1
Lineage: Eukaryota; Choanoflagellata; Craspedida; Salpingoecidae
Exons: 10
Coding region: 1-1548 (515 amino acids)
Biological process (GO): regulation of transcription by RNA polymerase II
Cellular component (GO): histone deacetylase complex
Molecular function (GO): transcription corepressor activity; protein binding
Source: RefSeq, a predicted model, not a curated record